This is a messenger RNA of Aspergillus welwitschiae, 2514 nucleotides long. RefSeq lists its product as uncharacterized. The record is from RefSeq and is a predicted model, not a curated record. The transcript has 3 exons. NCBI's taxonomy places the organism in Eukaryota, Fungi, Ascomycota, Eurotiomycetes, Eurotiales, Aspergillaceae. Bases 1 to 2514 code for a protein of 837 amino acids.
AUGGACCAGACCUCUUUCGCCGAUAUCCAAGAAAAGGCUUAUCUUGGAGCUGCUAGAAUCUCCCUCGACAAUAUUUAUUUUGCUCCUCAUGCUAGCAGACUCGACAACGACAGAUGCGAAGCCCGCCUCCUAAAUCUAUUCCGGGACUAUUCAUGUGACAGAGAUGCGUACGAGAAUCGUAUUCCUGUAGCGGUAAGCCAGGAGCUAUUGCGGCGAGCUUUAGAAGACGCAAGGAUGCCUAUGUCAUGUAUUCGUGAAGCUGUCCCCCCAUUUCUUCCUCUUCCGCCAGAUACAAAAAUAUUGGCAUUGCGCGAUGGUGGACCGUUGUCUUGUUUGAUGCAGAAAAUACUGACAUGCAGAUUAGAACUGCCCCUCGAGUGCAUCAGCUUCAUAUCAGAAGCAGAUGAUAAUUCAUCACCAUUCUUUGAUGGAGAAAUCUAUUACAAAAUCCGAAUGAGUGAUCUGCAAAGUGACAAAAUCCGUCUUCAGAGAUGGAUGAGCCGAAUGGGCUCCCACUGGAAGCAAAUUGACUAUACCAGGCUUCAUAAGUCAAAGGAUUUUAAACCAUUCUGUGAUGCAAUUGAUUCUCUUCUACCAUUUCCCGCUCUUCUCUUCUCGUUUCAGUUAGGGAAUAUCCGGCGGUUCUUUCGUAUGAAGUGUCCUGAAGAAUUAGCCGCAUAUGUGAAGCAUGUAUACGCUGUAUGGGCGAGGAUUAUGGACGGGUUUGAUGUCAAUGCACUUACAACGUCUGACAUUGAAUGCCUACAGGGGCGCUCACCAUGCUGGUCCUCAGCUGACAAAGCCUUUAUCGAGAAUGCUUUCACCAGCGGGAGGCUUUUCACAGAUAUCCUUGAUGAAGGACAACGUGCAGUUCUGAAGAGCCGUAUAAUAGCUACAGAUGGUAUAAUUCCAUCGAUGAGGACAUUCCUGGAAAAUACUAAAUUCCUGGAACCUGCCGCGAUACUACUUAGAGCCUUGCUUCCUAGGAGGUUCCGUGGGACCGUUCGGAGCGAAAUGAAGAAAUGCUUCAGGGCCGGUCAAGAACAGACAGAAGGGCGAUUCCAGCUAUCGUAUCAGCAUCUAUGGUUAACGGCCCUCCGCAUAUUUCCAUACAUUACCUCAUUCAAGCCACUGCAAGAUAGAAGGGGACGUGAAGUUGAAUUCAAUGGCAACUACUGGGGCUUUUUUGCAACAUCGGCAGCCCGAUGUGGAUUUUCCUCGCGUCAAAUAGACAGUCUUUUACAGUUAUAUCCGCAUUAUGACCAACUCGUGGAGUCUAGUCAAUACCCUCUGUCCUUGAUCAAUGGUGACAAAGAGUGGAAGCUGAAGAGCAGGUGCGGUAUGCCAACGGAGACUGUCUUUCAGAGCAUAGCACCAUAUCUCACUCUGAAAAACAUCCAUAGCCGUUUACAAUGCCCAGCUGGUACCAGCCAUGUCACACAAUUUGCUGUGGCCAGGGACAUGGUCCGGUCCUUUUUUUCGGAUCAGAAGAUCGGUUCGGGAUUAUCAAGCACUCGGCUCUCGGAGGGGCCCCAACCUGUACAGGACGUCGAAAUGUCCGCAGAAUCCGUGGCACCUGUGGCUUCCGAAACAAUACAACUGCCAGGUCCGGGACCGUGGCAUUCAUUGAAUGAUACGCAGGAUGUUGAUAUGAUAACAGGGCCUAUGGUUCAUGAUACAAUAAACCAACCAGAUCCAGUGUCACCAUCCAAUGAUACGCAGGAUGUUGAUAUGAUAACAGAGCCUAUGGCUCAUGAUACAGUGCAACAGCCAGAUCCAAAGCUACCAUUGAACGAGACGCAGGGUAUCCAUACGAUAACGGAGCCUAUGGAUUCUAUGCCUCUGUUAACUUCGGAAGAGACACAGGCCAACGAAGGACAGCUGGCUCUGACUGUCAUACCUCGCCAGUCAGUUUACAUGCCCGAUGAUUUCCCAACAACCCCCUUCCCACCCACUAGGUCGAAUAUAAUGCAGCCCUCGCUUGCAGAUACUGUAAAUUCAUCCAGUCGGAAUACGGAUACCGAGCAUACGAACCUCGGUGAUAGGCAACUGGCGUUGUCUCUGGUUCCUGGUCGGUUACUUUCAGUUCCGCCUGAUCAACCAACCCCGUUUCCCCCAGUGAUCGGAUCCCAAACCAGUAGACAGCAAGCAUCGUCAAUAACCCAAUCCCAGCCUGCAGAAAUUUCUCUAUGGGAUAAAAGCGUGCCCAAGGACGAGCAAAAAAAGACCCUUCAUGAGCUUGAGGAAUACGUAACCACACAAGGAUAUAAGCAUACUCUUUAUGUCUACGGAACUUCACAGCUCUGGGUGCCGGCAUCUGACGAGGUCCCCCUCAUUCGGCACUUUAUUGAUAGUCAUGAAGGAUGGUGCUAUCUGGUUGUCCAUGACAAUGAUGCACGUCAAAUUGAAUAUGAUCAAGUUCAGCAAGAGCUUCUGAAUGGACGUCUGAUCGUCUGUGUGAAACAAGAUCAGAUCUGGCAAGCUAAACGAGAAGUGGAAGAAGUGGAACUAUAA